CAACUGCAGAACGCGGAAAUAAGAAUACACCCGCCUGCGGUAGCUUUUUAAAUACAUUCAUCGAGGAUGUGGGCUACAUUUUCUCUGAUUAAUCUAGGAUGAUUAAUGUAUUAUCAACGUAUAUUUGUUUUGAACCACGCUAGCUACCGAAGGAAAGUGCGGAAAUGUCAAGUCCGAGGGAAUUGAAGGAGGCGUUCGUCAGCAAUCUGAAUGGGACCAGCCUUGGGGAAGUUGCCCUGGGCUCCUUUCUGGCCCCGCUGUGUCUGAUCAGCAGAGGACUGGUUCUGAUUCUAUACCAUCUGGGCAAGGGGGUGCUCCCCCUCCCCUGGAUCGCCCACUUCGUCCUGGACUUCUCCAUGAUCAUACUACCACUGGUCUUAUCGUGCACUGUUCUGAGUGACAUCCUUCACCUAGUCAUCCUGGGCCUGGCGGUUGUGUGUGGGGCUGUGCUAUGCUAUAUCUACCGUACCAAAAGGACAACCGCUGUCAAGAGCUUCUUCCAGAGCCGUGUUCAGUGCGACCAGGUCCCCUUUGUGACUAUCUUUCGAGUCCUGGUCAAUGUGAAAACGGCCAUAAGCAUUCUAGCUGUCGACUUCAGCGUGUUCCCCAGACGCUAUGCGAAAACGGAAACCUACGGAACAGGGGUUAUGGACUUUGGUGUCGGAGCAUAUGUCCUCGCUAACGCCCUCGUCUGCCCAGAGGCACGGAGGAAGGAAGUCUCAGGAUCCAAGUUAAGCCAAGUGGUAAAACAGUUCAUGUCUGUCUGGCCCCUGGUCAUUCUAGGCUUGGCCAGGCUGGUGAGCGUCAAAAUGUCUGGUUACCACGAGCACGUGUCAGAGUAUGGUGUGCACUGGAACUUCUUCUUCACCCUAGCCAUAGUCCGAGUAGGGGCUUCUGUUCUCUUGGCUCUGUUCCCUGUCAACAGGUCAUGGCUCCUGGCUCUUCUGAUUGGAGGGCUUUACCAAGUGACCCUGGAGAUGUCUGGGCUGAAGUAUUCCAUCAUCCACAACGAUGACAGGACAGGAGGAUUUCUGCAAGCCAACAAGGAGGGGGUUUCAUCUGUUGUGGGCUACAUAGCCAUCUACAUGGCAGGGGUCCAGAUUGGACUGUACAUAAUGCGACCAAGGACACAGGUCAAAGAGUGGAUCAGAGUGAUUUGGAAUCUCUUGUUGGUUAGUGCUGUACUGUAUACUACCUUGGUCCUAUGUCAGGCCUCUGUUGAGCGAGUGUCUCGCAGGAUGGCCAAUCUACCAUUCUGCCUCUGGACCAUUGCCCAGUCAAUGUUUUUCUUGUCCUGUUUAGCAACUGCUGAUGUUAUUUUGGUUUUUAUGAAAACGGUAUCAGGUUGUUCAUUGGUGUCCUCUUCCUGGUAUCCUUGUAGAAAGGAAGCUUCUGCAUCUGAGGAGAAAAUGGAGAAGAAAGUUGAGGGACUUUGUCUCAUUCAAGCUGUGAACCGUAAUCAGUUGUUGUUUUUCAUGCUUGCCAAUUUACUGACUGGAAUCACAAAUGUGCUAGUAGAUACAUUCAACAGUAGUGAUUACAUUUCUGUGUGUGUUUUGCUGUCAUACAUGUUCAUAAAUAGUUUUGCCAUGUACAUUUUACAUCUCAUGAAAAUCACAGUAAAAUUCUGGUAAGCACAGUGCUGUUCUCUUUACAAUGACUGACCUCUUCUUAUUUUAGCAGUCAUAAAGACUUAUUCAAAUAAA
This is a messenger RNA of Coregonus clupeaformis (lake whitefish), 1706 nucleotides long. RefSeq names its product phosphatidylinositol glycan anchor biosynthesis, class W (gene pigw). The transcript is spliced from 2 exons. NCBI's taxonomy places the organism in Eukaryota, Metazoa, Chordata, Actinopteri, Salmoniformes, Salmonidae. Gene Ontology annotation, cellular component: membrane; endoplasmic reticulum. Gene Ontology annotation, biological process: protein localization to plasma membrane; GPI anchor biosynthetic process. Gene Ontology annotation, molecular function: glucosaminyl-phosphatidylinositol O-acyltransferase activity. Bases 165 to 1634 code for a protein of 489 amino acids. The record is from RefSeq and is a predicted model, not a curated record.